This is a messenger RNA of Hevea brasiliensis (rubber tree), 750 nucleotides long. Its product is annotated as chaperone protein dnaJ 11, chloroplastic. Bases 93 to 575 code for a protein of 160 amino acids. The transcript has a single exon. The record is from RefSeq and is a predicted model, not a curated record. NCBI's taxonomy places the organism in Eukaryota, Viridiplantae, Streptophyta, Magnoliopsida, Malpighiales, Euphorbiaceae.
ACUCUUUCUUCCAUCUCCAGUUCACGCAUCGAACAUAUCUUCUGAGUCUAAAAUAUUUUCUCUACCCAUUUGGCCCCUAAAAUCCUCUUUCAAUGUUCGCCACCACUUACACAUUAACCCUAAAUCCUCCUUUCCCCGCCGCUGGUAAGCCACUCGUUGCAUCGCCGACCGCUCUUCCUUAUACUCCAUCAGCCGUUGGAUCUCACCGGAGAAUGAAUAUGAAGGCCUCUGUUUCAACAUUUGUCGAGUCGAUUCCGGUGGAGUCCGGUAAGACGCUGAGUCUAUACGAUAUUCUCCGAGUGAAGCAGACGGCGUCGCAAAUGGAGAUCAAGACAGCGUACAGGAGUCUUGCGAAACUCUACCAUCCGGACGCGAUCCAUGAAGAGGCACAAUCGGACGGCCGGGAUUUCAUAGACAUCCAUAACGCUUACGAGACGCUGUCGGAUCCGGCGGCAAGAGCGAUCUAUGAUUUGUCGCUUGAAUCGGCUAGUAAUUACUAUGGGAGAAGAAGAGGGUUUGGGUUUUCUGACGGAUAUUGCCCGACCCGGAGAUGGGAGACGGAUCAGUGCUGGUAGAAAGCAGUUGACCUGAUGUUAUGAGCAUGGAAGGUUCAAUGUAUCUAAUGAGAUUUUUUUUUUCAGGAUCUUAGUUUGAGAUGUAGAAAAAGUUUUAAUGUAAAUUUUACGCUCAUUUCCACUCUCUAUUUGGGAGAAGGAGAAAAAAAAAAGUAAAUAUUUCUUAAUUUUGAUA